Siniperca chuatsi (mandarin fish) is the source of this 2603-nucleotide messenger RNA. RefSeq names its product poly(A) binding protein interacting protein 1 (gene paip1). Lineage: Eukaryota; Metazoa; Chordata; Actinopteri; Centrarchiformes; Sinipercidae. The transcript is spliced from 12 exons. The coding region runs from base 194 to 1612 and encodes 472 amino acids. The record is from RefSeq and is a predicted model, not a curated record. Gene Ontology annotation, molecular function: protein binding; RNA binding; translation activator activity. Gene Ontology annotation, biological process: regulation of translational initiation.
GUUUGUUGUUAAAGGAAGUGGCCAAAACAGUUAGUGAAAAAGCCAUCAUGAAAGAGAGAUAGGGUGGGUUUUGUUGUGAUAAAACACAAGCAAUUGCUGUUACGCAAAAGAAAAGGCAGUUGGUACGGGGAACAGCAUUUCUCCAUCUCUUUCUGAUGCUGCUUUGAGAGUCGAGGCUGACAAACGAGCAGUCAUGAACGAGAAUUUCGACCGAGCUCCUGGAGCGGGGAGAACCCGAAAUCUUCCAGCUGAACCCAGGCUCGUGGGUACCGCCGGGGAUGGUGACACCAAAACCACGCUUUUCAACCAAAGGGAACCGUUGAGACAGCCGCGAACAUCCCCGCCUUUUCCCGAGAACAACAUUAGCACGGCCAACGACAUGGGUGGUGGAGAUUUUAAAAGACAGAGCAAACCCGAACAAAGUGCAAAUGCCAACAGUACGUCUGCCUCCAGAAGGUCUAAUGAAGUGGAUUCCAUGGUCAAGUCAUCAAAGCUUUCAGUCAAUGCCCCAGAGUUUGUCCCAUCGGGAAGUAACCUGUAUGAACAGGUUGGGGACAGGAACAGUGUCAGUAGCACAUCCAUCAUCACUUUGGACCCCAGUUUUUAUUAUGACAGCGAAAGCUGUUACAGUGAACCAACCUUGGCUGAUAUGGUCACAGACUUUCUUGGCCACCUGAGCUCGUCACCUGGGUCCUUUGAGUCAGAUGUUGAAGACAUAACUGGCAUGCUCAAUUCCUGGGUUACUACUGAAGAGUUGUUGCACGAGCUGGUGGAACUGAUCUACGCACAGUCUACUGCCAUUCCAAACUUCUCUUACACGGGUGCCAGGCUCUGUAACUACCUGUCCCAUCACCUCAUUAUCUGCCCACAAAGUGGCAACUUUCGACAGCUGCUCCUAAAAAGAUGUCGAAUAGACUUUGAACAGAGGGAUGCAGCUGUUAAAGGAGACUCGGAGACUCAGAAGAAAUUCCACUCCUUUGUGCUCUUUCUGGGAGAGCUCUAUCUUAACCUGGAGGUAAAGAGUGGAAAAGGACCUCCAAAUCGAGCAGAUAUCCUCCUCGAUGCUCUGAAAGACCUGAUGAGAAGUCUGUUCUCCAAUCCUGUGGAUGCAAAUCUAAUCUGCGCUGUCAAACUGCUUAAGCUGACAGGCUCUGUCCUGGAUGAUGCGUGGAAAGUGAGUGGAAAACCAUACAUGGAAGAACUGAUCCAAAGAAUAGAAAAUGUUCUACUGGAUGCCACCUGCGGCAGGGAUGUCAGACAGAUGCUUCUGAAACUAGUGGAGUUGAGAUCUAGUGACUGGGGCAGAGUCCGUGCUGCUGCAGCAGCCAGCAACGCCACACCAGACAAUGACCCCAACUACUUCAUGAAUGAACCUACAUUCUACACAGAAGACGGCACUCCUUUUACAGCAGCAGACCCAGAAUAUGCUGAGAAAUACCAAGAGAUCAUGGACAGGCAGGGCUAUUUCCAUGAUAUUUAUGGAGAAAAUGGAAAUGAAGAAGACGAUGACUCUGAAGAUGGGAUGGAGCCUGAGAUGGAAGAAGCUUUUGAGAAUUUUUGUUUAGAAUCAGAGAGGAAACGACAACAAUGCCGUGAGAGUGAGAGGCUGUGAGACACAACAGGCACCUACUGUACUGUUCCGACUCAACUUGCUGGAAUGUUGAAAAGCAAAAGGAAACUAGCAUCAGAUAGGUUAAAAGCAUUUUAACAAAAAAGCUGUUCAUAGUUGCACUUCUGACACUUUUUAAUUCAGUGUUGAUUAGAAAAUGGGGACAAUCAACGGGAUAAUUGUUUGAAAUAUUAAGGUAUUAAGAUUUUUUUUGGACGUGGAAGUUCUCUCUUUGUUGUUUGAAUUCAGAAACUUAUUUCCUUUAAGUCUAAAUUGAAUGCCAAGAGGGAAAUAGUGUGCUGUGGAUUUCUUUAGAGUUCUUUUCUGAAAGGCAGAUAAGUUUCAACACGUGUGCAUAAUUUGUGAAAUACUAAUUAAUGUCCCUUGCAUAAAGUACAGGCCAAAACACAUAAGAGAUGCAUAAUGUUAACGUAAAGUGCACUGUAGAUGGGUGAGGUGGUUGUUUUACUACACAUCUAGAUACAAUACAUAUACAGCCUUUAUCUCCACCCUUGUGAAAUUGUGUCUCUUGUCAGGUUGCCAAUAUUGAACAGUAUAUUCAAGGCUAUUUACCUGUUAAUCUGGCUGCAGUUCACUUAAGUUGUCAGGAAUGCUGUGAAAGGCUGUGCAGUUUGAAUUAACAGUAUUGCAUUUUCCAGUCACAAACUGGGAAGUGAAUAUAGACUAAACCCUUUUUAAAUCUCUUUCUGUGGUUGAAGUCAACAUUUUAAGAAAUGUUAUAACUAAAUGAUUCAAAAUUCUGAGAAUGCAGUGCAUCUUAAUCCAGUUUAUUUCCUGAAUGUAACUUUAAAUAUCUACACAUCUUGUUAGCAGCGGUCAGUGUGACAUAACUGAAAAAAGGAUUCAUUCUUAUCAAAGACUGAAAGACUGUUUACCAGCAAUCCAUGGAACCCAUAAAAAGGAAUGUUGUUUUAUAGUUUGUAAAUAUUAUUUAUGGUAUUGUUUGCCUGCAAUAAAUUCUUGUGAGAUUUUA